AUGAAGGUAAUAAUAUUAUUUUUUAUAAUUUUAUUAGUAAACUCUUGUUUUUCAAAAGGGUUUUUUGAUGUUAAAAAGAUUUUGGGUGAGGGAUCAGAUGGGUGUUUAUAUUCAGAUACUGUAGGUAAUAAAUUUGACCUUUCAUCAAUAGGUUAUCUUACAUUUAAAGAUGCCAAUUCUGAUACAGAUAGAGGUUAUGGUUUAAAUGUAUGUCAACAAUUAACAGGAGAUCAAUUAUGUGGUGAUCAAGUUAAUGCAGCAAUUUGUACAACUGAUGAUUUUGGUACACCUUCUCAAUGGCAACCAAAAGUUUUAGGUUAUCUUCCAGGAAAACAAAGUGAUUCAGCUUCAAAAAAUAAUUUAACUUUGACAUAUGACGGUCAAAAUUGUAUUAUUGGUAUGAAUAGAUUUAUUGUUUCAACAACUCUUAAUGCAAUUAAUAUCGAGUCUCCAGUAUUCUGCUCAAAAUCAAGUGGUGGUAUUUCAGGUGGUGAUGUUUUCUUAAUUAUAUUUUUCGUUGGUUUAGGUUCUUAUUUUAUUAUUGGUAUUAUUGUUCAAGCUAUUAGAAAGCAUAAAAUGGGUCAUCCAGUUGAUUCUAUUAUUCCAAAUAUUGAGUUUUGGAAAUCUUUUGGUAGUCUUAUUAAAGAUGGUGCAUUAUAUAUUAAAUUCAAAGUAUCAGGUACACCAGGAGGUAGUUAUCAAGCAAUUUAA
Dictyostelium purpureum is the source of this 711-nucleotide messenger RNA. RefSeq lists its product as uncharacterized. The coding region runs from base 1 to 711 and encodes 236 amino acids. The record is from RefSeq and is a predicted model, not a curated record. The transcript is spliced from 4 exons. NCBI's taxonomy places the organism in Eukaryota, Evosea, Eumycetozoa, Dictyosteliales, Dictyosteliaceae.